UUACUCUCGUUAUUUUGCGACUAAACUCUUGCUAAAUUUCUACUAAAUUUCUGCGGUUUUUGUGCGGUUUGCGCUUCGAUCAAGACUUUAACAACAGUUUCCAAGAUCAAAAUCAGGAAAUUAUGGUUGGGAGUGAGAAUGUGUUGAGUGUGUUGGAAUUGUUAAGGGUCUUGACUUCGUUCCUCCUCCCCCUGUAUGCAGAAAUUGAGAUGUCUUCAGAAGAGGCGAGGAGUGUAGUGGGAAGUGAGGUAAUGCCCUUGGAGUAUGGUGGCAUGGAUUCGGAGACCAGUUCUUCUCCAACUAGCUCGGAGAGGACAGUGGAGGAUAGAAGGGGGCAAAGGGUAGUAGAAGAGGAGGAGGAUGAAAUCCCCUCAAACAUUUUGGAGGCUGGGAAUGGCAUAGAUGGGUGUUAUGAUCCAUAUUUGGAGAUAGUGUCUGAGGUGAGGGGGUAUGUGAGUGAAUUAGGUAGUAGGGAGAGUCUUAGGGGCCUUGUGGUUUGUUGUUGUUAUCAUCGAGUAUUAUCACAUCUUGGAUUUCGUUUGGUGGAUUUGAGACUCGCCGUAAUCGCAGCAAUCGAUGGGUGUCGAAGGGGAAGACAAAAGCAGAAAAUGAUGGGGUCUCGUCCCUUCGAUGAUGAUGGCUUCAUUGGCUACGAACCUUGCCUUCCGUCUCAGCGAUUUGACUCGUUCUCCAACUUCGACGUUGGCUCAGUCAAGGACUCAGUCUAUGACUCGCCGCCAAUAUUCAGCAGUCAGUCAUACAACUCUAGAGAUGACGUGUUCGUAUCUCAACCGAUUCUUGAGACUCCGUCGCUGCUACCAAUCCGUGGCGGUAGUGGUGGAUUCUUGGAUUUCUCAGCUGAGGAGAACGGAAACGAUCUCGACGGUAAUGUUUUGAACCUCACCCACUUCCGCGUCAAUUACAUCCUUCUCCUUCUCCCGGUCCUCUUCUUCAGCCUAAUCUACCAUCCCUUCUCCCUAAUCAUCCUCCUCGUCAUCCUCAUCGCUUGGGUCUUCCUCUACUUGGCUCGCGAGGAGCCACUCCUGCUCUGCAGCUACAUCAUCACUGACCGUGUGGUUGCAGAAGCGCUUUUCGUGAAAACAGAGAUAAUGGCCGGACCUCACCAUGAUGCAGUUUCCGGCCACCUCCUAGCUUCAGACAAAGUCCUUGCAGAUUUUGAACCUGUAAAAAGGCCAAAAAGAAACAAAUUUGCCUUUGUUUGUGCCAUACUCGCUUCCAUGACUUCCAUCUUGCUUGGUUAUGACAUCGGUGUGAUGAGUGGAGCUGCGAUCUACAUCCAGAAAGACCUCAAAAUCAGCGACGUUCAGGUGGAAAUACUUAUUGGCACACUCAGCUUGUAUUCCUUAAUCGGCUCCGCCGCUGCUGGAAGAACCUCGGAUUGGCUUGGUCGCCGGUACACCAUCGUGCUCGCAGGUAGCAUUUUCUUCAUCGGAGCUCUCCUCAUGGGGUCUGCUACAAACUAUGCUUUCCUCAUGGUGGGUCGAUUCGUGGCUGGUAUCGGCGUCGGCUACGCCCUCAUGAUUGCUCCCGUUUACACCGCCGAGGUCUCUCCAGCGUCCACCCGUGGCUUCCUCACCUCAUUUCCUGAGGUGUUCAUCAACAUCGGAGUAUUAUUGGGAUAUGUAUCCAAUUACGCAUUCUCGAAGCUUUCGACGCACUUGGGGUGGCGGAUGAUGCUUGGAGUGGGUGCAAUCCCCUCCGUGGCCUUGGCCAUUGGGGUCCUUGCCAUGCCGGAGUCGCCACGGUGGCUGGUGUUCAUCAACGCCGGAGGAUUAGUGGGAUAUAUAUCCAAUUACGCAUUCUCGAAGCUUUCGACGCACUUGGGAUGGCGGAUGAUGCUUGGAGUGGGUGCAAUCCCCUCCGUGGCCCUGGCCAUUGGGAUCCUUGCCAUGCCGGAGUCGCCAAGAUGGCUGGUCAUGCAAGGCCGCCUUGGUGAGGCCAAGAGAGUCCUUAACCAAACCUCCGAUUCCAAAGAAGAAGCUCAGAUAAAGCUUAACAACAUUAAAGAAGCUGCCGGAAUCCCUCUAAACUAUGACGACGACAUUGUUCAGGUUACAAAACGCAGUCACGGCGAAGGUGUCUGGAAAGAGUUGUUUAUCUACCCCACUCCUCCCGUCCGACACGUCUUAGUCGCUGCCAUUGGAAUCCACUUUUUCCAACAAGCCUCAGGGAUUGAAUCCGUCGGACUCUACGGUCCAAGAAUCUUUAAAAAGGCUGGAAUCACAUCCAAUGGCCACCAGUUACUUGCUACCAUAGCCGUUGGAUUCGUCAAGACCACUUUCAUAUUAGUUGCCACGUUUCUACUAGAUCGGGUCGGGCGGCGGCCAUUGCUCCUCAGCAGCGUUGCCGGAGUGAUAAUUUCGUUGGGCACCCUCGGAAUAGGGCUCACAAUAAUCGAUCACUCAGAGAAAAAGCUAACGUGGGCACUGGUGCUCUGCAUCCUAAUGGUCCUAUCUAACGUUGCCAUGUUUUCAAUCGGAAUGGGGCCAGUUACUUGGGUGUAUAGCUCGGAGAUCUUCCCGUUGAGGCUCCGUGCGCAGGGGGCGAGUAUGGGAGUGGCGGUGAAUAGGGUGACGAGUGGGGUUAUAUCCAUGACAUUCAUUUCACUGUACAAAUCCAUAACGAUAGGCGGCGCAUUCUUCCUAUACGGCGGAGUUGCGACGGUGUCAUGGAUUUUCUUUUACAAGUUCUUGCCAGAAACUCAGGGGAAGACGUUGGAAGAGAUGGAGGGGUUGUUUGGGAAAUUCAAUUGGAAGGGUUCAAAGGAAAAGAAGGAAAAUAAGGAACUUGAAGGCAACGGCGGUCAGGUUCAAUUAGGAAAUGCCAAUGGGGAAAGAUCGGCGUAAGGGUAGUUUAGUAAAUAUAUGUGUGCUAAGAAGUUUUAGAUCACAUAUAUUAUCCUUAAAAAUUGCCUGCCAGAUGGAUGAGAAAGGAGUUAGGGGCAUCCAAGAAUUGAAAAUUAAAUAAAUUGAGAAUCUUUUCUCACCCUAAAGUCUCAAAUAUUUUGACGUUUUUAGGAUACUCAAAAGCUUUCUAAUUAUGAUCUAUAUUGAUGCAAAAAUUGGUGUUUAGUUUAAAAAAUGUGUUUUUUUAGU
This is a messenger RNA of Rubroshorea leprosula, 3116 nucleotides long. The record is from the annotation of a GenBank genome assembly. Lineage: Eukaryota; Viridiplantae; Streptophyta; Magnoliopsida; Malvales; Dipterocarpaceae.